Molecule: messenger RNA, 723 nt
Organism: Haliotis rubra (blacklip abalone)
Lineage: Eukaryota; Metazoa; Mollusca; Gastropoda; Lepetellida; Haliotidae
Exons: 5
Coding region: 88-639 (183 amino acids)
Source: RefSeq, a predicted model, not a curated record
CCUAUAUAAAGAGGCAGCCUUGUCAUUCACCCGUCAGUGGCUGACGUUGCAGGCAGUUACGACUGUACCCCUACUAUUGCUACAGUGAUGUUGAGGAUCAUCAUUCUGGCGUCAUGCGCAGUGGCUGGCAUUUCAGCCGCCUGUUCUGAGGGAUACAAUGAGACGGUUAUCCCCCGGUGCUUCAGGGCCAAACAAAACAUGUUUGGAGACUAUGUACUUUAUGUCCCCUGUCCAAGUGGAUAUACAAGGGUUCAGAAUCCGAGUCUGUGCUACAAAAUAAGUGCUCCUGCCGAUAAAAAGAACUACCCUGACGCCAUGGAAGAGUGCAGCAAAGUCCAGAACGGCCGCCUCAUUGACCUGGACUCUCCGGACAAAUAUGGCUUCCUAUCAGGAGUCAUGACCGCUUUGACCCCGACUUCACCGCGCAGCCGAUUCAGAAACUUCGGUGUGUGGAUCGGUCUGAGACGUGUCACCAGUACCGGCUUCAGAUGGAACUCGGGGUCUAUGUUUGUCACCAACUGGGGUUACAAGGAGCCAGAACUGACCUCGUUAAGUCGCUGUGGAAUGAUACAUUUUGAGGGGCUUGCUAACCAACGCUGCACUCCCAAACUCCGCUACGCCUGUGAGGUUCCCAUGUAACAGAAGCAGCCUGUCAGUGUUACACAUUAGAUGUACUGGCUACUGAAAUCUUCAAGCUGUGGAAAUUAAACUAAAUUAUAUCAA